AUGCUGAAUGCAUCUGAGGUAUCUGCACCUCAUGCUGCUGCUGCCGGUGCUGCCGGUGCUGCUGGUGCUGCUGCUGCUGCCAGUGCUGCCGAUGCUGCCGGUGCUGCUGGUGCUGCCGGUGCUGCCGGUGCUGCCGGUGCUGCCGGUGCUGCUAUGUCACCAGCCAGCCCUGCUGAGUUCCUUGGCAGAGCACCCGAGGGGAUGAGCACUCGAAAGCGGCUGGGCGGAAGACAGGCGUCUCUGGAUCCCAAGAGCCUGGCCUUAGGGCCAGGAACUCCUGUGCCCACCACUGCUGCUGGUGCUGCUGCUGCUGGUGCUGCUGCUGCUGGCACUGCUGCCCCUCCCACCCAGACUGCCGUUGACUCGUUUGACUUUCUUGGAAGGCCGGAGGUGAAAUCGAGACUAGCCCUUCUCAAGGAGAAGAAGAAGAAGGAGGUGGGGUUUGAAAUUCCGCAAAAGGAGGAGAAGAAAAGGGUGGGCAAGAUGCACGCUCACCCUCCCCUUCACAAGCAAAGGUCGCUAGACGCUCGGAGCUGGGGGCCUUUGACUUCGGGUUCUGCUGCUGGUGAUGCUGCUGUUGCUGAGAGAACUGGCGUUGACUCGUUUGACUUUUCUGGAACGCCCACGGCCCCACUGUUUCAACCUGAAGCGAUGUUGGGCUCCUGGGGAAAAGGGGAGCUGGGGAGGAGAGGAUCCGGGAUGCUGGGUGUUUCAGGGCAGACUGCCGUUGACUCGUUUGACUUUGUUGACCAGCCUGCUGUGCCGCUGCCAAUGCAGCGGCAUGCUUCCCUGGAUUCGAGGAGAAAAUUCCUGGAUUUCGGGAGAGAUCUGCUGGAUUCAGGGGAAGAAUCCUUGGAUUUAGGGGGAGAAUCCCUGGAUUUCAGGGAGGAUUUGCGGGAUGUAAGGAAAUACUCUCCUUUGGAUUUCAGCAGAGAAUUUCGGGAUGCGAGAAACGUUUUGCUGGAUUCGAGGGAAGAAUCUUCUAAUUUCCGGGGGAAAUUCCUGGAUUUCAGGGGGGAAUUCCUGGAUCUCAGGAAGGAUUUCCUGGAUUUCAGGGGGGAUUCCGUGGAUUUUGGAGGGAUAUCUCCGGAUUUCAAGGGACAGUUGAAGGUUAGUAGGUUGAGGAGGAGGGGUUCGCUUGAAAGUGCAGGAGAUUUUAAGCAAGAUGCUUACUUAAACGGUGCUGGUGGGGAGAAUUGGGGGGAUAAGAGCUUAGGACGAACAGGAAGGGGGGGGGGGAGUUUGGGGAAUGGACGGCAGCGCUCGCCACUGGGGAGGAGGAGGUCGAUAGGAGUGGGGGGGGAGGAUACUGCUUCUAUUAAGGUGAACGAUGGGAGUAUGAAGAGUGGAGACGGUGGGAAGGAAUGGGAAAGAGAGGGAGGGGGGCGGAGCUUGGGAAAUCGGCGGCAGCGCUCGCCACUGGGGAGGAGGAGGUCGAUGGAGGGAGGAGGGAUAGAUGUAGCCUUUGCUGUGCAGAAUGGGAAUGUUGACGGUCGAACAGAGGUUAAAGAGUGGGGAGGAGAGGGGGGGGGGCGGGGUCUGGGGAAUCGGCAGCAGCGCUCGCCGCUUGGAAGACGGAGAUCAAUGGGGGGAGGAGUGGGGGGUCUGGGGUUGGACGUUGGUUCUUUAGGGUUGGGAGUAGACGACGGGGACAGUGAUGCUGGAAAGGGGGGGAAGGGGGGGAAGGAGGGGGGAAGAGUGGGAGAGAAGCGGCAUUUGGGCACUCGAGGGCGCUCACCGCUUCUGGGGAGGAGGAGGUCGAUGGGGGGAGGAGGGAUGGACGGUGCUUCUUUGGGGCUUGGGUUGAACAAUGAGGACAAUGCGGCUGGACUGGGUGCAAAGGAGUGGGGAGGAGUGGGAGAGAGGAGGCAUUCGGGCACUCGAGGGCGCUCACCGCUGGGGAGGAGGAGGUCGAUGGGGGGAAUGGGGGAGGUGGUGGAUUAUUAUUCGGCCCUCAAUGAAACGGCUGAUGAGGGUUCAAGUGAAGGCGAGAGGCAGGGUGGAUCGAGAAAAGACUCUCAGCUGGGGAGGAGGAGGAACGGGCGAGAGGCAGGGUGGUUCGAGAAGAAAGUCUCCUCUCAGGAGGAGGCUGUCGAUGGGGGGAGUGGUGGGGAGCGAAAGGCAGGGGGGCACAGACACAGCGGACCAAUUUUCAACCCUGGGGGGGAGCUCGAGUCGGUUGACUCCCCAGUCUGGGGCAGUACCAGGGGGAAUUUCAGGAGAGAUCCUUAUAGCGAGGCUACUGGUGGGGCUUAUAACGAGGCCACUGAAGGGGGAGUGCGUCGGGCGAAGUUGUUUGUAGACUCGUCCCGUCGACGUUCAGGGGAAUGCUUUGAGUCUGAUUCUGUGGAUUCCCCAGUAUGGGGCACCGUCAGGGGGGAUCGUAGGGAGGGCACACAUGAGGAGGCUUAUAGGCCGGAAGAGCAGCGAGGGGUGUGCAGAGAGGUAUGCGGUGAGGAGUGCAGAUCGAGGUGCAAAGAGGUGUGCAGAGCGGUGCGCAGCGGUGGUGCUAGUGGUGGUAGGGCUGUUGUGGACUUGCAGGAGUCAGAAUCGGCUGACUCGCCUGUGUGGGGGACAGUGAGUGGUGGGAGGCGAGGGGGGGUGAGAGGAGGAAGGCCCGUGCACUCAGGACCCCACACAGGCGGUGGGUUCCCAGGAGAUGCAGCAGCGGCCAGCAGGAAACCCCGAAGCUUUGUUGCGGAGUCAAUAGAGUCAGAAUCGGCCGAUUCACCUGUGUGGGGAACGGUGAGCGGCGGGAGGCGAGGGGGAAGGCGAGAAGGAGGAGGAAGCGGAGGCGGGGUUACAGCAGAUGGUGCUGCAGUGUGCAAUCGGGGACCACUAGGGUCUGUUUUGGAUACGCACGAGUCAGAAUCGGCCGAUUCGCCUGUGUGGGGAACGGUGACUGGUGGGAGGAGAGGGGGAGGGAUGAGUGAGAGGGGAGAUGUUUUUUCAGAAGAUGCAGCGGCGGGAGUCAGGAGAGUUAGAGGAGUGACGUCUGAUUCUGCAGCACUUGAGAUAGCACCUGAUACAGCACCUGACGCGACACCUGAUGCAACACCUGAUUCAGCACCUGAUGCAAGUGGAGGGGAUGUGGGUGGGGAGACAGUGGGGGGGGAAGGAAUUUGCAGGCAUGAUGGGAGGGAGAAGCGAGGAGAGGAGGGAGGAGAGGGGGGAGGAGAGGAGGGAGGAGAGGAGGGAGGAGAGGAGGGAGGAGCGAAGGGAGGAGAGGAGGGCGUUAAAGUAUGGAGGAAAGAUACAGAGAAAGCGAUUGUGAACGCAAUUGAGGAAGUAAGGGAGCAAGUGAAUGGGCGAGAAGGUAGAGAAGCGUGUAGGGAAGUGAGUGAGGGAGUGAGUGCAAAGGAGGGUGAGGAGGCGGUCACAAGCUUGAGUGUGAGUGAGAAAUCAACCUGGGGGGGUGGAGGGAGGAGGGAGGAAAACACCUCAUUUCUCUCUUCUUCUUUGCAAAGCGAAACUGGGGAGAGUGAGACUGAUUUGGGCUCUGGCAUGCCAGGCAGAGCUCAAGAGAAUGCAGCAGGGGAGAAGACGGCUUUUGAGUCGACUCAAAAGUCACCUCAUGCCAGACCUCAAGAGAAUGCAGCCGAGGAGACAGUUGAGAUGAGCAUUCAAGUGACACCUGAGGAGAUGGAGGAGAUGGAGGAGAUGGGUGAGAUGGAGGAGAUGGGUGAGAUGGAGGAGAUGGGUGAGAUGGAGGAGAUGGGUGAGAUGGAGGAGAUGGGUGAGAUGGAGGAGAUGGGUGAGAUGGAGGAGAUGGGUGAGAUGGAGGAGAUGGGUGAGAUGGAGGAGAUGGGUGAGAUGGAGGAGAUGGGUGAGAUGGAGGAGAUGGGCCACCGCGAUUCCGUCUUCCAUCACCACCUCUUCUAA
Closterium sp. Naga37s-1 is the source of this 3882-nucleotide messenger RNA. Lineage: Eukaryota; Viridiplantae; Streptophyta; Zygnematophyceae; Desmidiales; Closteriaceae. The record is from the annotation of a GenBank genome assembly.